CCAGCAGGGCACACACUCUGCACAAACCUUUGCUUGCUAACAGGUCACCCAGACAGUUGCUAACAUCCAGGAGCUAAAAUGGGACUGCUGGCAAUCUCUCCUGCUCUUUUGGUUUGUGUUACUUGCCUGAUUUUCCUUUUUGUGUGGAAGAAAAGUCACAGAGGGGGAAGGCUUCCCCCUGGCCCAACUCCCCUUCCUUUCAUUGGGAAUAUGCUGCAGCUCAACCUGCGCGAUAUCCCUGCAUCUCUCUCCCGGUUGGCCAAAGAGUAUGGUCCUGUUUACACCCUGUACCUUGGACCCUGGCGUACCGUGGUCUUGCAUGGCUAUGACGCGGUGAAGGAAGCUCUGAUCAACCAGGGUGAUGAAUUUCAGGACAGAGGACGUUUUCCUAUUAUUGAUGAUACCCUGAAAGGAUACGGAAUCAUUUUCAGUCACGGAGAGAGGUGGAAGCACAUGCGUCGCUUCACCUUGAUGACCCUGAGGAACUUUGGCAUGGGGAAGAGGAGCAUCGAGGAGAGGGUCCAGGAGGAAGCCCGCUGCCUGGUGGAGGAGUUCAGGAAAACGGAAGCUCAGCCCUUUGACCCCACCUUCAUCCUCUCUUGCGCUCCCUGCAACGUGAUCUGCUCCAUCCUCUUCAAUGAGCGUUUCCAGUAUGAGGACAAGACGUUCCUCUUCCUCAUGGAGUCCUUAAAGGAAAAUUUUAAACAAAUCAACUCCCGAUGGUGCCAGAUUUAUAAUCUCUGGCCAGCACUCAUGAGGUAUUUCCCUGGAAAACACAAAGAAUUCUCAGAAAGAAUUAAUGACGUUAAAUACUUUGUUCUGGACAAAAUAAAGGAACAUCAAGACUCCUUGGAUCAUAAUAACCCUCGGGAUUAUAUUGACUGUUUCCUCAGCAGAAUGGAGCAGGAGAAACGUAACCCAGGGACUGAAUUUGACUUGGAGAACUUGGUAGUCUGUGGAUCAAAUCUGUUUACAGCGGGAACAGAAACAACCAGUUCCACCCUGAGAUUUGGGCUCUUGCUCCUCAUGAAAUACCCAGAAGUGCAAGCCAAAGUUCAGGAAGAAAUCGAUCGUGUGAUUGGACGACACCAAAUGCCCUGCAUGAGUGACAAGAUGAAGCUGCCCUAUACGGAGGCCGUGUUGCAUGAGAUCCAAAGAUAUAUCACGCUCCUUCCUUCCAAUCUGCCCCAUGCUGUGGCCCAGGACACGAAAUUCAGACAAUACGUCAUCCCCAAGGGCACUACUAUACUCCCAUUGCUGUCUUCAGUCCUGUUUGAUGGCAAAGAGUUUCCCAACCCAGAGAAGUUUGACCCAGGACACUUUCUGGACAAAAAUGGCUGCUUUAGGAAAACAGACUACUUUGUGCCUUUUUCCCUUGGAAAACGGGUCUGUGUUGGAGAAGGUCUGGCCCGCAUGGAGCUGUUCCUCUUCUUCACCACCAUUCUGCAAAACUUCUCCCUAAAGCCCCUGGUGGAGCCACAGGAGAUAGACACCAAACCCAUUGUUACUGGGUUUCUCAAUAUUCCCCCAGUUUACAAGCUGUGUCUUAUUCCUAGAUAAAUGAAGAGCUUGUCUCUGUAACCAUUCAAAUCGUUGCCUUCCCUCCCCACUAGAAACAGUCUCUCCCUUCCUUUUAAAUACUGUCUAGAACAGAAAUCCAAUCACUAAACAGUAGACAGACAUUUGUUCAAAUCUGCAAAUUCCUUGACAUAAAGAAGCUGGAUCCUGAAAACUCCGAGGGCACACACACUGUCUUUGUACCUUUUACAGUGCUUUAGAAGCCAUGCUGAAGCAGAACCAAGAUCAGGCCCACAGAUCGCCGUGAUCAGGGACAGUCACAGUGAAGCCCUGUCUCUUCUGUGGCUUUGGAGAUAGGCCAGUUUUCUGUAAUUUUUUAAGAUAGAGGAAUUAAUAUAAUGGCCUAUGUGUAUUUUUCUAUUUCUGAUUAAAAGCACCUAAUGUGAUUUCUGCCACUUUCUCAAAAUAAAUACUUACUUCAACAAUA
Messenger RNA from Lepus europaeus (European hare), 2005 nucleotides. Its product is annotated as cytochrome P450 2C23-like. Gene Ontology annotation, biological process: xenobiotic metabolic process. The record is from RefSeq and is a predicted model, not a curated record. Gene Ontology annotation, cellular component: cytoplasm; intracellular membrane-bounded organelle. Bases 79 to 1560 code for a protein of 493 amino acids. Lineage: Eukaryota; Metazoa; Chordata; Mammalia; Lagomorpha; Leporidae. Gene Ontology annotation, molecular function: heme binding; iron ion binding; oxidoreductase activity, acting on paired donors, with incorporation or reduction of molecular oxygen, reduced flavin or flavoprotein as one donor, and incorporation of one atom of oxygen. The transcript has 9 exons.